Ruditapes philippinarum (Manila clam) is the source of this 7100-nucleotide messenger RNA. RefSeq lists its product as uncharacterized. The transcript has 25 exons. Gene Ontology annotation, cellular component: cytoplasm. The record is from RefSeq and is a predicted model, not a curated record. Lineage: Eukaryota; Metazoa; Mollusca; Bivalvia; Venerida; Veneridae. Gene Ontology annotation, biological process: signal transduction. The annotation marks the transcript as partial. Gene Ontology annotation, molecular function: ATP binding; nucleic acid binding; protein binding.
UGGAUGCUGCAAGAAUAAAGAAUCUAUACAUAGACAGAGAGACAGUAAAGGCAUCCCAAGAGUUGUUAGAUGCACUGUUUACUUCCAAAGCUCCUGGUAAAUGGAGAUCAUUUGUUGAUUCCCUUGAAAGUGCAGAAUAUCCUUACCUGAAGGAAUUACUGUCAUAUCAAAAUAGAUAUGACGCGUUUUCAUCAUCACGUGCUCAGAAAAUAUUGUGUUUGUUUACACCGUAUCUUGAACAAAUGAUACAUGCACAUGAGUUUGUGUCAGAAUUGAAGACAAGAGGCGUCAUAAAUGCAGCUGAUGAGGAACUUAUCCUAAAAACAUAUGAAACUAAAGGCGACAUAUACUCAACAAUGAUUCUCCUUGAUAGAAUGCAGUGUAGAAAAUCGCCCCAGGAUUGGUAUUAUGAGUUCCUAGACUUACUGAUGAAGAAGAAAUGCGAGCAUUUGGUGAAAGAAAUGGAACCUGAUUUUAUUGAAAAUCCUUCGUCAUUUAUGCCUAAGCUAGACAGAGGUGACGGUUUCAAGGAUACAAGUGACUUAGGAGCAUCUCCCUCACUGACAAUAAGGCAGGACUCAUCGCUGUCAUCAACCGAGUACCAAAUUGACAGCUUAGAGACGAUCGAUAUAAAACCUUACGUGACAAAAUCUCCUUCAGUUGGUAUAUAUAGGCGAGCAAACCGCAAACCUGGAAAUACUGAUGAACAGAACAACCGUGAAGAAGAAUAUGAUGAUGAUGAUGAUGAUGAUGGAGAUUCAUUGGGGUCUGAUUAUGAAAAUACAAGUGUUGAGACUGCAGUUUUGGCUUCGAACACAACAGCUCCAUUUCAAUUGCGCAAAUAUCAAUUAGAACUUGCAGAAAAUGCAGUUCUUGGAAGAAAUACAAUCAUUUGUGCGGAAACAGGAUCUGGAAAAACCUGGGUUGCUCUGCAUAUCGUACAGCAGCAUUUACAAAAUGCUAGGAACGGUCAAAGGAAGGUAGUGUUCAUGGCCAGGACUGGGGCUCUAAUCAAACAACAGUCUGACAGGUUUAAAACUUAUCUUCCACAGUUUCAGACUCGUUUAAUAACCGGAGAAGAUGACCAAUCAAGGAUGUUAAACAUGUUUUUAGAAACUUACGACAUACUAUGUUUCACACCUCAAAUUCUAGUAAAUAAUCUAGAAGACAACGUCAUAAAAAGCCUGUCAGAAUUUUCCUUGUUGAUACUUGACGAAUGCCACCAUACGAGAGGAGAUGGUCCUUACAGUACGCUAAUGAGAAAAUAUCUAGUGGAAAAAUCCAAAACAAAAAAAGAAAUGCCACAGGUAGUAGGUCUGACAGCCUCUAUUGGUGUCGGCAAAUCUCGAACAGAUCAGGAAUCGGUUGAUUACAUUCUGAGGGUAUGUUCUUGUCUGGACGUGAGAAUAAUUUCAACGGUAGAAAGAAAUUUUAAAGAAUUAAAGAAACAUGUCAGCAUUCCUGAUGAAGAAACAAUACAGCUUGUAAAGCAGAAAGAUGACCCUUGUAAACAUUUUAUAUUGACUGCAAUGGAAGAAACUGAAGAUAUGUUGCAAGACAAUUCAUUGAUGCAACCUGAUAUGAUUGAUCUCAUGGACAAGCAGCCACGUGACCGAGAGUCUCAAGAAUACAAUAAAUGGACAGUUGAUGUAAUGAGAGCUGCACCUUUGAAGGUGGUUGACUAUGAUGUGUCCAGAGAUAUAAAUAGUUGUGCAAAAUACUUGAAUAUUUACAACUCGGCCCUAGAGGUUAACAAACUCUUGCUUUCGAGAGAUGUCAUUAAGUAUUUGGCUGAAAAACACAGACUUGAAGGGGAAAACAAAGACAAACUAACUGAGAUGGAAAAGGAGCUGUUCAAAAAUCUGCAAAAUGUGCAGAAAACAAUAAACGUGAAAGGGAAAAACACAGAAAAUCCAAAUGUGAGGAUUUUGAGCGACACCUUACGUAAGAUGCUUGAUGACAAAGGGGACGAUUCAAGGGCCAUGGUUUUUGUGAAGGCAAGAGCAACUUGCAGAUCUCUUGCUGCAUUUUUGGACAGGGAUCUCCAGAGUAGUGGAGUAAAAGCGAGUCCAUUAUAUGGAAAGGAAAAUCGUGGUGGAGAUGACGGAAUGACAGAAAGUCAACAAACCGAGAUACUUGACAAGUUUCGCAGUGGAUUCUUCAAAGUUCUAGUAUGUACAUCUGUUGGGAAUGAGGGUAUAGAUGUACCUGAUUGUAAUAUUGUUCUUAGUUACGAGUAUUCCGGAGAUGAAAUAACAAAAAUACAAAUGAAAGGUCGUGCUCGUAAGAAAAAAGCGACAACAAUCACUAUUGGAAGUGGUAAAGUAGUAGAGAAAGAAAUGAUUAAUACAUACAAAGCUGCAAUGAUGUAUAGGGCAAUGAAUAUUGUAAAACAGUUGGAUCCAAAACUCAUCAAAUUGAAAGUUAAUGCCUUCCAAAGUGAAGAAAUACAUAAAUACAGAUUUAAAGCAGAAGUUGAGAAGUUGAAAAAGAAAAUGAAGUCUGAUGUAGAUUACGCAAUUUUGUGUGGAAGAUGCAACACUUUGGCUUGUUAUCUCUCUGAUGUAAGGCAGCUUGGAUAUGAUCAUAUCGUAAUUGAUAAAGAUUUCGCUGACAAUAUUACAAGAAAAGAACACAAUAAUCCGACAACAUAUGACGGCCUACACAUAAAAUACAAGAUGUUUUGCAAGAAAUGCCCAAUAGACUGGGGUAUAAUUGGACUGAGAGAUGGCUUAGACUGCAUGAUCCUAAAAAUCAUCAAUUUCAAGUUUAGGAAUUUGCGAACACAUGGUGUGAGUACCUACAAGAAAUGGAGUGAUGUACCAUACGCUCUUCCUAAAAUAAAGUUGGAAGAUCUUCCUAGAUUACUAGCCUCCGUAGAAUCCUUCCCUGUGGAAGUUCUCAAGAUGGAUGAUGAAUCAAUAGAACUAUAUAAGGAAGCUUUGGAAACCGGAACAACACGUGCUUAUACCAUACGAGUUAUGGUAGUAGGGCAUAUGGGAGUUGGUAAAACAACCCUUACAAAAAGACUUUUUGGUGAAAAUGUUGAUCUUUCGUCCGACAAUGAAAGUACGAAUAGCAUUGAUGUUCAUGUGAGAAAAUGCAAAGUCACAUUAAAAGACGGCAAUUGGUUAUCUAUGACUGAUGGUUAUUCUGACAGAAAUCAUAACAGCCAUAUUGUGUCGGAAUUGAUGAAAUGGUCUAAGGAAAAACACAUGAAAAGCAAUGAAGAUACAUUGCAGUCGCAUCAAAAUGAAGCAGAAACGACACAAAACCUGCAAGAAGAACUAUUGUAUACUAGAACUCGAGUCGAUGACGGGAAAAGAGAGGUGAAUGAAACCGUCACAAAAUAUGAGAAUAACGGCACGAGAUCCGAAGAAAAAAACUUUAGUCCUGAGUUUGACCGGGAAGAGGCCAAGAAAAAACUUGAGUUAAUGACACUGAUUCAAGAAACACAAAUAGGAAGCAUGCAUGAGACAAAUGUGACCGAAGAUACCGCAGACCUGUCUGUUUGGGACUUUGCUGGUCAGCAUAUCUACUAUGGAACUCAUCAAAUAUUUCUAUCAAGAAGAGCAGUAUAUCUCCUGGUCAUUGACCUGUCUAAGCAUGUUGACAGUUUCGUUGAAGAUGACUGUUUUAUUGACACGGGCGGAGAAAAACAAUACAAAAUAUCAGAAUUCGUAAAGUUUUGGCUGAACUCGAUACAUACAUACUGUCCAUCGAAAAUUUCUAAAGAACCACCAGUCAUUUUGGUUGGGACAUUUGCCGAUAAACUGGCCGAGGAAAGGCAAAAUCAAUCCGAAAAAAUAUUUUCUGACGUGAGAAAAAUGUUAACGGAAUUUGAAGAAUUAUAUGAGCACUUGACGACUAAGGACAUUUCAAUAGAUAACGCAAUUAAAGACCCAAAUGUUGAAGUUCUUAAAAGGAGGAUUGUAGAACUUUCCAAAGCACAAAGUAAUUGGGAUGACCAAUAUCCUGUGAGAUGGAUUUUACUCGAAAAAGCGAUAAUGAGUUUUAGAGAAAGUGGACUUCCGAUAUUGGAAAGGAAAACUCUCAUGGAGGUCAAUGAAGGACACCCUUUGUCUCUUCUUAGUUCAAAAAUGCUUGAUUUAUUUCUGAGGUUUCAUCAUGAGACAGGCUUGAUAUUAUACUUUAGCGAUGAAAACUUGAAGGACUACAUUUUAUUAAAACCACAAUGGCUAGUUGAUGCCAUGAAAUGUUUGAUUUCUGCGAAAAAGUUCUGUCAGAAGGAUGUACAGCUCUAUAAAAUGUGGCAUUCAUUUGACGAUACUGCUAUACUUAAAAAGGAUUUAAUAGACGCAGUUUGGAAUUCAGACACACAAUUCGCAAAACACAAAACUGAAAUACUUCAUUUUAUGCAAAAAUUGGAUUUGAUUGCCAAACCGCAACAACACUGCAAUGGCAAUUCAGAGACUGGAGAAUUCUACGUCGCACCAUGUAUGCUAAAGGCCAAAGUACCGGAUGCUGUCCUCGAAUUUCCUGUUACUAAUAGGCAAUGCAAAUCAACUUCAAGACUUUGUUUCUCAACUUCCUCAAAGAUCAUGCCGGUCCAGUUAUAUCACUCGUUGAUAGCGGAAUGCAUAAUGAAAUGGCCGAUUAACAAAAAAAUGGGAAAACUCCAAAUUUUCUGUGGAUGUUGCGUUUUCGAUGCAGAUAAAGAACAUGUCUUAACUGUUUGUUUUGCUAAUGACACAGUUCAAAUAUGGGUCACGAAAUUCAGCUUAGCUUGUAGUGAACCAGACGUUGAUCUAUGUACUGAAAUCAAAUCGUUUAUACAAAUUCAUCUAGAAAACAUUUUAAAAGGUUUCGGGAAAAUCGAUAUAUUUGUCAAGUGUCCAAAUUCAUUACCAAAGCAAUCUGGUCACCUAUGGAGAAUUGAUGAAUUGCAGGAAGAAAUAAGAUGCGAUGACCAUGAUUUACCACUUGUGUUUUCGAAAGCUUCGUUAAUGAAAUACUGGGAUCCAAUGUGUCUUGACCAAGAGGCGAUAUUUCCAAGGAAAUUUCUGGCCAAUGUUCCUACUGAAAAACAGCGAAAUCAAAUGGCGCAGCUUAUAGGAAAAGAGUACCGCUCACUGGCAAUUCAAUUAGGGUUAACUCAAGUGAAUUUAGAUCACAUUGACAUGAACGAAAGGUUGCUUACACCGAUAGAUAAAACCAUGGCUAUGCUGAAUAUGUGGGUGAAACAGGAUCCAAGUAAUGCGACAUUUGAAGCGUUAAAAAAAUCUAUGUCUAGCACUGGCAUUGACUGGAUGAAUAUAUUUUCUGCUAUCUCACAGGGACCUCCUUAAGCUUGAAAAAUGGUCAUUCAUGUUGGUUUGUACGUCAAUAAUAAGCAAUGUAGACAUGAAUAAUCAUAACAGUUAGGUCAAUUGUCUGAGGAUACUUGUUAACCAGUUAUAAUAUUAAGACAAAUACUGUUAAAUUUAAAGAAACAUUACGAGAUGUAUAUAAGGAUGUAAGUGGAAAGAAAAUAAAGGGAUGCUCUUCGAGAUACAAUUUUGUAACUAUCUGAAACAAUUUGUUUAGGACUUUGUGCAUCAUUGGCAGUUUUGGGCGAUAGGAAUUCCAUAGUUAGUCGAUAAGUUUGUUCAUUUUAAGGAGAUAUUGUGUAUUCAUAUGUCAUUUGCUACGUUUUGGUAUAAUAAAUGAAGGAUUUUACUAGACUUUAUAAGAACGCACAAUGGUUAUUUUUCCAACUUGUUGCAGGGAAUGUGCUGGUAUCAGUAAAAUAAUAUGGAAGUUAAGAACAAAGGCGAGAACUUAAGAGCUGAAUUUGAUUUUCAACUAAUAAAUCAUGCUAGAAAAUGAGAAACAUCAGCAAGUAACAAAUAGUUAUGAAGUUUAGUCUUUCAUGAUCUGCUUCAAAUGUGGCUGUGAAGGUGUUAAAAUAAUUAUCCUAAGCUAGCUGAUGCUUGAAUCAAGCAAUUUUAGCUAUUUUGAUAUUUCGAUGUUUUGUCAAUCAAUAUUCAUUUAUUCAUUUCUAUGUUAAGCUGUUCCAUCCUUUUAGUUUAACAUUAUCAUUAUUAUUAUCAUUAUUUCUAUUAUUAUUAUCAUCAUCAUUUCUUAUAAAUGUAAGCAUGUAGAAUUGAAUGGCUUGUGUCGGCGUUGCCUGUUUAUGAUAUAAUGGCUGCGUUCAGUUUUCCAUUUGGAGUGUUUCAUAUUAUGUGUUACACAUUCGGGCAUAAAAAACUCUUAUCCAAGUCUCUUUAUCUGAUGUAAACAAAACAAAAAAUCGGGGCAUCAAUUUGGCAUUGAUUAUAUUUCAAAUGAUGUUCAAACAGCUUGUUAAAAUAAAACAUUCUAGAGUACAAAAGAGUACGCUGCACAAUGAAAGAUGUUGAGAGUACAAAGCUGUGUACAUUAUUUGGUGUGAACUUUCCAUAUCAUUAUAAUUUCCAUCUUUAUCAUUGAAGUUAAUCAAAAUCUAUUCAAGGUCAAUUAGAUUGCUAAAACCUUUUACAUUAGUUAGACACACCUUAUGUAAUUUCAUGUUUUCAUAUAAUCCUUGGUAGCAAUAGAAACUUUCAUGAAAAUCCAUUUAUAUAAUAAAUGUAAUAACAGACUGAACAUUCUUUACAAAUGGGUCAGAAAGGUAGGCUGGCAGAUUAGAGAAAAUUUUACCGGUAUUCACACGAUUGCUUUAUCGAAUGAAGAUGUAUGAUUUUGUCAUCUGAAGACAGAUGGAGGUUACUAAACUCACUACGAUCACAUUGGUUCAAACGAUCGAUUGACUAGAAAUAUUUAAACGUCAGGUGUUUUAUAACCAUCCGUUAACAUGAAAAAAACGGACGGUUGUAAAAUAUUCGACUGAUAAUACACAGUAGAUUAUGGUUUACGUAAAGAAAACAAAAUAAAACACGCUUUUUAAAAUCUUAUUUGCAAAAUCGCUCCAAAGGCAGUAUUCUACAUGUAAGGUCAUGCUGACAUUAAUUCAGGGUUAUCUUCCUUUAAAUAAGCACCAUUUUCUAAUUCAAAUGUAAAUAACUCAAACCAGGUCAGUGACCUAUUAAUAGGGACUUUAUGAACUUUGAUCGUGCAUAAAUAUCUGCAGAACCAUGAAGACGUAUUUUAAGCACAAU